AUGGCUGUUUGGUGGCACACUUCCCUCCUCCUCUUCAUCUUCCUCCUCCUCCUUCCGCUCGGCGAGGCUGACGUCCAAGCGGUGAACCCCAUGGAGUGCCCCAAACCCUCUCCCGUCCCCGCAUGCAGCGCCUUCCUCUACGUCGUCCCGCGCGGCCACAACGCCUCGGACACCGCCGCCCGCUACUCCGCCGACGCGUCGCUCGUCGAGCCCAUCAGGCGCCCCUCGGGCGCGACCGACUUCUUGGUCGCCGUGCCGUGCGCGUGCGAGGCGGCCGGCAACGCCACGGCCCUGUUCCACGACACCGUGUAUCUGGUGCAGCCCCACGACACGGCGAGCGGCGUCACGGACGUGGUCUUCAGCGGGCUGGCGUGGCGGGUGCCGGAGAACAUCACCGACUUCGCGAGCAUCACCGUGCGCCUCCCUUGCGGGUGCUCGGCGACGUCGGUCGUGUCGUACGCGGUGCAGUCCGGCGACACGCUGACGUCCAUCUCCGAGCUGUUGGACUCGGACGUCGAGGCGAUCAAGGCGAUGAACCCGGAGCUGAUGCCGAAUCCCGACUUCUUGAAUCCCGGGCAGUUGUUGUUUGUGCCCAUGGGCGUGCAUGGUUCGCCACCACCACCACCACCACCACCUCCUCCUCCUCCUCCCAAAGGCACCGCGACAUUCAUGUCAGAGAGGCCUGUGACGUUUAGUCUGGAAGAGGUUGAUAGAGCCACAGCAAGCUUCCACGAUUCGAGAAAGAUUGGUGAAGGAGGGUACGGCAGUGUGUAUUUGGGAAUCUUGGGAACACAGGAAGUUGCCAUCAAAAAGAUGAAGUCAAGCAAAUCCAAGGAGUUCUUCGCUGAGCUGAAUGUGUUGUGCAAAGUGCAUCACAGAAAUGUGGUUGAACUGAUUGGUUAUGCAGCAGGAGAUGACCACCUUUACUUGGUCUACGAGUAUCUUCAGAAUGGCUCCUUGAGCGACCAUCUCCAUGAUCCACUGCUCAAAGGUCAUCAACCUAUCUCAUGGACUGCAAGAACACAGAUCGGAUUGGAUGCUGCCAGGGGAAUCGAGUACAUCCAUGAACACACCAAAGCCACCUGCGUUCAUCGCGAUAUAAAGACCAGUAACAUUCUGCUGGAUAGUGUGCUGAGAGCAAAAGUUGCAGACUUUGGGUUGGCAAAGCUUGUGGAGCAAAGUGAUGAGGACUGGUGUUUCGCGACUCGCUUGGUUGGAACUCCUGGUUACCUUCCACCAGAGUCUGUUAGGGAGCUUCAGAUGAGCACCAAAUCCGAUGUGUUUGCCUUUGGAGUUGUUCUUGCUGAGCUUGUUACGGGAGAAAGAGCUCUCAUUCCCGACAAGAAAGAUGCUUGCAAGAUGAGAUCACUGGUUACAGCUAUGAAAGAAGUUUCCGCCUCGGACGAUCCGAAUGCUGCUCUGGAAGAGAUCAUCGAUCGAAAUCUUGAUCAUGUCUACCCUACGGAAGAAGUACGGAAGAUGGUGGACGUGGCGAUGUGGUGUUUGAGUGAUGAUCCCGUAAGCAGACCUGAGAUGAGGGAGAUCACAACGAACCUAUCACAGAUAGUGAUGGCUUCUAUAGAGUGGGAAGCAUCACUCGGUGGCAACAGCCAAGUCUUCAGUGGCAUCUUUACUGGAAGAUGA
Messenger RNA from Musa acuminata AAA Group (dessert banana), 1644 nucleotides. Its product is annotated as lysM domain receptor-like kinase 3. The transcript is spliced from 9 exons. Gene Ontology annotation, molecular function: ATP binding; transmembrane receptor protein kinase activity. Gene Ontology annotation, biological process: innate immune response; protein phosphorylation. NCBI's taxonomy places the organism in Eukaryota, Viridiplantae, Streptophyta, Magnoliopsida, Zingiberales, Musaceae. The record is from RefSeq and is a predicted model, not a curated record. Bases 1 to 1644 code for a protein of 547 amino acids.